GUCCACACUGUCACAAAGUCCAAAAACCUUUGGAUUCUCGAGAACUACUUUCAGACAAACUUUGUAGACACGCUCCGUUUCGCCACCGCGGGCGUGCGAGACGCUCGUGGGUGGGACGGUGUCGGCCAAUCACAGCUUUCAGUGAAGCACGUUCACGUGGGUGAUAUGAGUUCACCAGGCCAAUCGUCGCACAGAUGAAGAAAAAGACGUGAAAGUCAUAUGUUGGUAACAGGAAGUGACGUAAUUCUGCGCGAGGCUGAAAAAGUCACAAAAAAACUUGUGUCUGGGCAGUUACAAAUUAUUACACUUCUAAAAGUGACUACUGGGUGGGUUAGUGUUUCUCUUCGGGUACACUUUCAAAACUAGGAAUAGUUAUGCCGUUCGUUGAUUGCUCAACUGAUCACGCGCAGUUUGGCUCAGAAAGCGACAGGUGGCGCCCAAGUGUUACACUGCUAGUUUGGGACCAGCAAACAACCACGACAUUGAAGCAGAAGAAAAAAAACGGGGAAGACGAGAAGGAGAAGGCUGUCGUUCAGAGCGUUGUAAUGGGCUGUAGUUUCCAUGGCGACCACCGAGUACAACUCCAGGGUUGGUGCGGUAACCACAACCGCCUCUCCAAGCAAAGAAAGCACAAAAUCUGAUGGCCACAUCCCCCGCCGGCGAACUGCUGUCACUGAAGUGAGGCGUGGUGAAAGAAGGAACUGUUGUGCCCUUAAAGAGAAAAGAAAGCUUCAGAAGGGCAAGAGGCGUGGCCAAGAGGAGAAAGUGGGAGUGACAGUGAAGAGGACAUGGAGUGGUGGGAAGCGGCGAUGGGAUAAGAAACAUUACUGCGUGUUCUGUCGCCGACCACAGGUGAAGAUUGCCCGCCACCUGCUCAGGAAACAUGCAGACGAAAAGGAAGUUGCGGCCGCCAGCACGCUGCCGACAGGCUCCAAACAACGCCACCUGUUGCUUGAGCAGCUGCGCUGCAGAGGCAACUACCUGCACAAUAUUGAGGUGAUCAGACAGGGCCGUGGCGAGAUUGUCCCUUGGCGUCAGCCCUCACAGGAAGUGGAUGCCAGGAACUACCUUCCGUGCCCACUCUGCCUUGGUUUCUUCCUGCGUGCUGACCUCUGGAAACACCAGGCUUCUUGUCGCAGGAAAAUGGCCUCUGAAUCCGCCAAAGAUUCAAGUCACCUGAUAGCAGAUAUGACCUGUGACUCCACAAAGGACACAACCUCUGACUCAACAGGUGUUGGGAUCAGUGACUUGCCAGAAGAUGCAACGCUUCAUCUGUCUGGGUUGGACAAGGUUGGCGCUUCUGAGCAUGUAACAGCCAUCUCUGAACUCGGGAUGGAGCCUCCCAGGAAGCGCUGCAGGGUCCAGGCUGCGGCAUCCCGCCUGUUGCCUAUUUGCAGUGAAGCCUCUGAGAGCUGCAGUGAAAUCCUGCACCGCAUGAACCAGGACCAUGUCUCAUAUCAGGUGAAAUCUGAUUGGUUGAUCUGUAAGUAUGGGAACACACUGAUGGGCAACCAAGAGAGCAGCCAAAUGAGGUAUGACUACGUCAGUCAGAAGCUGAGGAAGCUCGGCAAGUUCCUCCUGGCUGCUAAAUCUUUGGACUCCGGCAUUCAGAACCUCCAGGACCUCUUGGCUCCAAGAUGCCUCAGCCUAGCAUUGGCUGCUGCCAGGAAGGCAUCUGGUUAUCAGUGGAGCCGCCCCCCCCUAGCGGUGAAGACGACGCUCAAGGCUGUUUGCGAGAUCGCCAUAGGAGAGAGCCUUCAAGAUGGCGACUGGGAGACUGCUGCCAGGACUACUGACUUCUAUCACCUCCUAGGGAGGGACUGGGACAACUUGGGCCUACUGACCACUAAAUCAGCAACAGCAGCUGAGGAAGAGAACCUGAAGAAUAAACUGGUUCAAUCAAGAGGUGAAAAGAAGUAUAAAGCGCCUGGUGAAGAGGACUCUCACCGCCAACCGCAGCUCCUGUCUGAGAAUAUAAACCGAAAGAUGGAGUCCAUACCAAAGACUCCUGUGACAGCACACAAGAAGGUCCAGCGUCGUCCGUGGUCAUCGGCAGAGAAAGAGGCUGUCUGGAGACAACUGGGAGUCCAUGUAUUGGUGCAGACUGUACCAGGAAAGGAGGUCUGUCAGAGAUGUCUGGACCUAGAACCUGUUCUUAGGGGACGACACUGGAAAGAUGUCAAAAACCAGGUUCACAACCAGAUCCAGAGCCAAAAGAAACAACAGUUCCAUGCUCAGAUGGAUAUUCAGCAGAACGGGGUUCAACAAGAUCUACCCCAAAACCCAGUGAAGCAACAGCAAAUACAAAUGAAACCACAGCUUAAAGUCCUCAUCCAGAACCAGAAGAAACAACUGUGUCAUGCCCAAUUGGAUCCAGUGGAACAAAUUCAUCAUCAGAACAUCAAACAUCAGUACCAAACCCAAACGGACCAACAAGACCAGGACAACCUUCAGAAUAAACAGCAGUGCCAGGCCCAAAUUGACCACCAGGACCACAUUCAGGUCGACAAGAAGGAGCAGUACCAUGCCAGACUUGAUAACCAGGAACACAUUCAGGACCACAGGAGGCACAUUUACCAUAUGGACCGGCAGAACCCAGGACCACAAAUUAAUAUGAACAGGGUGAGUUUCACUGUCACUGAUGCACCCUUUGUACCUGACGGGACACAUGGUGCCCCAGAGCAGUUGCUGGACAAGUCCGUCAGUCCUUAUGGACUUGCACAAAGAACUCCUGGGCCCCACAUGGACCAGAUGUUGUCUAGAACCAUAUGGACAGAUGAAUGUCUCGGCCAGAACCUCCCCGUCAGUAAGCCGCUGGCCAGGAACCUCCUCCAGGAUCUGGUCUCAGGAGGACAUCCAUCUAACCCAUAUUCUAGGAAUACGCACUACUGAGCCUAAUUCUGUACCAUCUUUGUCCACAUUUUAACCUGGGUUCUACUUGCAAAAGAACCUAACCAGCCAUUGAUCUGUUAACAUAAUCAGGAACCUCCUCUAAGAACAUCAACCCCAACUGAAGUGACAGGUACUUUGUGAUGUGAUGUAAUUGAGUGUGUACUCACACUAGACCACAACGGGCAAAUUACGGCCCACGAGCCAUAUGCCGAACAUUUCCAAAUGUUUUUUUGUAAACAUUAAAGCUGUAGCCGGCGAUAUGAUUUGCAAUGCUAUUUUUAAAUUACCUUAAGGUUUUAUGAAACAUUAAAGCCGUAGCCGGCGAUACGAUUUGCAAUGCUAUUUUUAAAGUACCCUAAGUCUUGAACUAUCAAAAUAAUCCCAGUGGUUUGUGACGCUGGAGACCCUGCACUUUCCAGUGAUAUGCAGGUCAUUAUGGUAAUCGUGUCACAGCAGCUUUAAGUACAUUAGACUUUGAUACAAAGCAGAGUGGAGGUUUUUUUGCAGAGCAGCAGGCGCAUGGUUGACGGAAAAGGACAGCAGCAGCAAGCUUUUUAUGACAAAGUUCUGGAGAAAAUAGAUUUUUUUGAACAUUUCGGUGUUUUUUGCUUCUGUUUUUUGUCAUGUUGUUUGUCAUGGUUUUUGCUUGAUUGCAAACAUGUGGAGGAGGUUGUCUGGGAAGUAAACAAAUGUUAAACUCAUAUGCUUUAUAGUUAAUAGUUUGUAUUGUAAAUCCAAAAUCCGUGUAUACUUGAAUGAAGGAUGACCCAAGCACAUACAACACAUUGUGUAUAUUCUGGCUCCCCUAGCCACAUUUUUUUAACCCAGUGUGGUAUAAACAAAGCCAGCAGUAGCCAUUAUUUAGCAAAUGUAGGUGUAUGGAGGCCAGAUGCAUGUCAGACUGGCUGCCCUGUAUAUCAGUCAAGUAACAAAUGUCAUAGUGAUGUCUGACGUUUUUUUAAUGCCAUGUGAUCGACCCACAUUACGUUUGAGAUAGUACCAAUGCUAAUGUGUGAGUUAUUGGUUCUAACUAUUGCUUAUCAUCUCUAUUACAUUAGGUAAUGCGAGUAUAAAGAUGACUAUAGGGGUGAUAUUUCAAGUCUACAGGGCCCUAAUAAUGUUGAACAAUGUUCUCAGAAGGUAAGAAACAGGUUUCCUGUGCUAUAACUAUGAAAGUAUUACAUUUGUUAAUAUUGAAUCCUACUUAGCGGAAAUUCACUUAUCACGGUCAUGUUGAACCAAUUAAUUGCGAUAAAGAAGGGAUGACCGUAGUGCAGUGGGGCGUCCAAACUUUUUCCACCAAGGGCCACAUACUGAAAAAUGGAAGGACGCAUGGGCCACUUUGAUAUUUUGUAAACCAACACAUAUAGAUAUGCUAAGAAGUUUUAUAUAUAUAUAUACUGUAUAUAUAUACUAAUUAUUAUUAUAUUACUAUACUUCGAGAAAAAAAAUCCAUCUCAGCUUUGUGAUAUAGGUCAGUGUUUCCCAACCUUCUUUGUCUUGUGUACCCCCAGAGCCUUUUUGGCAUACCAUGGGUACCCCCUCACUCAUACGUGGUGACAAUUCUAAAGUAGAAUGUAACACAACUGUUAUGAUUUUGGUGCACUUGUACCACAGGUUAUUGUCUUCCUGGGGAAACUAGCUGUAGCGUACAUAUUCCAUUUAAUUUUCUGGCUUAAUAUGAAAUGACUGAGAAUAUUAACUUGUCUUGCAAAUACUUGGAAAUUAAAUGUUUCCACGAACACCGUAAUUUGGUUGGAUACACCUAGGGUUAGGGCAGGGGUUGGCAACCUUUAGUGUCAAAAGAGCCAUUUUGUCUCUUCUUCCAGGAAAGAAAAAUAUUCUGGAGUUUCACUGAACAAACUGACCCCUUGCCCCUUCGCUUGCUCAUCCAAUCAGCAGUCAGAACACAGUGUAGAUGCAUUCACGGACUAGCGUUGAGUUGGAUAUUUCAAAGUCUUUUAGAAAACGCACAUUUCCUUUGCUUCGGUGUUUUAAAAAAAUCAGAGCUUGGUGUGGGAGCUGCGGAUUGCCGACCACUGGCAUAGGGAAGAGUAGGUGAAACAUUUUAAUUCUAUUAUUAGUAUGAACGUCAGUGUUUGGUCUUUUUCCCCCUUCUGCUGUUUUUUUUUUUUUACCACUUUAAAAACCUUUAAUAUUUAAACUUUAUCUACUAAAAUGUUAUUUUUCCUCAUAAUGUGAUGUUAGUCUUAUACAAUUAAGAUUUUUCCCAUUCGUUUCCAACUUUUUUUCUCUUAAUAUUUUCACUUUAUUCUUGUAAAGUUACUGCAGAUUUUAAAAUGUUUGCUUUUUUGUAGUUUUCUUGUUAAAUUCUAUUUUUAGAAUGGGCCAUUAAAAGACUAGCCGCAGCCGCAAAUAGAACACAGGCUGCAACCUAGCUUUGGACAUCACUGGCCCAGUGUGAGUACAACAUUUGUUGCAUUUCUUGUAAAACUUCGUAUUUAAUGAACACCUUCUAAUUUACUCUGUGGCGUCAAGGUCUUCACACCUGUGCUUGGCAUUCUACAGCAGGCAAACUAAUAAAACCCUAAUAUAAUGGUAGAGGAAACACUGAAAUAAUUCAAUGAAAGCGUUGUUUUUUCCCCCCUGCAACAUCUGAUGAACUGUUG
Dunckerocampus dactyliophorus (ringed pipefish) is the source of this 5522-nucleotide messenger RNA. RefSeq lists its product as uncharacterized. NCBI's taxonomy places the organism in Eukaryota, Metazoa, Chordata, Actinopteri, Syngnathiformes, Syngnathidae. The record is from RefSeq and is a predicted model, not a curated record. The transcript has 7 exons. Bases 562 to 2892 code for a protein of 776 amino acids.